Messenger RNA from Sapajus apella (tufted capuchin), 1010 nucleotides. RefSeq names its product StAR related lipid transfer domain containing 6 (gene STARD6). Gene Ontology annotation, molecular function: lipid binding. The record is from RefSeq and is a predicted model, not a curated record. The transcript has 6 exons. NCBI's taxonomy places the organism in Eukaryota, Metazoa, Chordata, Mammalia, Primates, Cebidae. Bases 148 to 810 code for a protein of 220 amino acids.
AGAGGGGUUCAUGCAUACAUGCAUUCAGCAAAUAAUUAUUCAUUUAUAUGUGACAGGCACUAUAGAAAUAAUAUUAAAAUGUAAGAUAGCACUUAAGUUUUUAUAUGAUUAUACUCUAAUCAGUUGUUUUUAAAACUUUGCAGAUAGAUGGACUAUAAGGCAAUUGCCCAACAAACGGCCCAAGAAGUUUUAGGCUAUAAUCAAGAUACAUCAGGCUGGAAAGUGGUUAAAACUUCAAAAAAGAUAACUGUUUCCAGUAAGCCUUCUAGAAAAUUCCAUGGAAAUCUAUAUCGUGUUGAAGGGAUAAUUCCAGAAUCAGCAGCUAAACUAUCUGAUUUCCUCUACCAAACUGGAGGCAGAGUUACAUGGGAUAAAUCAUUGCAAGUGUAUGAUAUGGUACACAGGAUUGAUUCGGACACUUUCAUAUGUCAUACCAUUACACAAAGUUUUGCUAUGGGCUCCAUUUCUCCUCGAGACUUUAUCGGCUUAGUGUACAUCAAGUGCUACGAAGGAAAUAUGAACAUUAUCAGUUGUACAAGUGUGGAUUUUCCAGAAUAUCCUCCAUCUUCAAAUUAUAUCCGUGGUUAUAACCACCCUUGUGGCUUUGUAUGUUCACCAAUGAAAGAAAAUCUAGCAUAUUCCAAAAUAGUGAUGUUUGUCCAGACAGAAAUGAGAGGAAAAUUGUCCCCAGCAAUAAUUGAAAAAGCUAUGCCUUCCAACUUAGUAAACAUCAUCCUCAAUGCAAAAGAUGCAAUAAAGGCACACAAAACUCCAUCAGGACGUGGAUUUCAUCAUAAUAGUCAUUCCUGAUACCAAAAGAAGAAAUGAGGCCAUUCUGCUUUAAAAUCAUGUGUAAUAGUUAUUGCAGUUUACUUCUAAGUCAACACACAUAAAUAAUACUGUUAAACUAUUCUAGACAGUAUUCUUGUACACAUUUCUGAAGAUUGUUCAUGAAAAUAAGAACUCAUUGUUGUACAAGAAAAUGGCAUUAAAUAUAGUUUUUAAUCUCA